Eptesicus fuscus (big brown bat) is the source of this 2363-nucleotide messenger RNA. It is a transcript of the gene ZBED1, whose product is annotated as zinc finger BED-type containing 1. Gene Ontology annotation, molecular function: protein dimerization activity; DNA binding. Lineage: Eukaryota; Metazoa; Chordata; Mammalia; Chiroptera; Vespertilionidae. The record is from RefSeq and is a predicted model, not a curated record.
CGCGGCGGUGAUCCUGGCGCAGCUCCUGCGUCGCUGUCUCGGGGGCUUCACGGAGCCAGGUGACCCUCCUCCUCCUCCCCAUCAUCCUUGCGCGUGAGAGGUGGUCUCUCCAAGGCCCGACGACGCAGGCGCCCGGGACGAUGGAGCCGGCGGCGGCGGCCAAAGCCCCGGGGGACCUCGCCUCCCCGCCGCCGCCCCCGGACCUCAAGCUGGUGGCGCACCCGCGCGCCAAGAGCAAAGUGUGGAGAUACUUCGGCUUCGACGCGGACGCCGCGGGCUGCAUCCUGCAGUGGAAGCGCAUCUACUGCCGCAUCUGCCGCGCCCAGAUCGCCUACUCGGGCAACACGUCCAACCUGUCCUACCAUUUGGAGAAGAACCACGCCGACGAGUUCUGCGCGCUCGUCAGGAGCAACACGGAGCAGAUGCGCGAGGCCUUCGCCAGCGCCUUCUCCAAGCUCAGGCCCCCCGGGGACGCGCCCUCGCCGCCGCCGCCGCCGGCGCCCCAGGACAGGAGGCAGCAGGACCUGACGGCCGCCGUCCUGGGGCUCCUGUGCGAGGGGCUGCACCCCGUGUCCCUGGUGGAGGAGCCCGCGUUCCGCGCGCUGCUGAGGGCGGCGGAUCCAUGGUACGAGCUCCCCGGGAGGAAGUUUUUCAGCAAAGCCCUCCCCGAGCGCUACGGGGCCGUGCGCAACGCCGUGCGUAAAGACCUCGCCGGUGCGCCCUGGUGCGCCGUCUCCAUGGAGCUCUGGAGAAGCCACGCGCAGAACAGGACGUACGUCACGCUGGCCGCGCACUUUCUCAGCAUCGGCGGCGUCGGCGGGGGCGGAGCGGGAGGCAGCGGGGCGCCCUCCAGCGGCCGGUCCCCCGGUUACGCCUCCCGCUGCCUCAAGACGUUCGAGGUGCCCGAGGAAAACGCCUCCGAGACGACGGCGCGCGUCCUCUACGAAGCCUUCGUCGAAUGGGGCAUCGGCGCCAAGGUCUGGGGCGCCACCACCGACGGCGGCAAGGACGCGGCCCAGGCGUGCGCGCUCCUGGACCUCCCCGUGCACCUGCGCUGCCUGGGGCGCGCCUUCGACGCGGCCAUCCAGCGCGCGCUCCGGCUCCCCAGGCUGGCCGCGCUCCUGGCGCGCUGCCGGCGGCUCGUGGCGUAUUUCCAGCAGUCCCCCGUGGCCAGGUCCCUGCUGCUGGAGAAGCAGAGGCAGCAGGGGCUGCCCCGGUGCAUGCUGGUGAGCGACCGCGCGGCCCGGUGGGGCGCCACGCUGGCCAUGCUGGGGCGCCUGCGGGAGCAGCAGUUCGCCGUGGCGGCCGUGCUGGCGGAGGACAGCAGCCAUCACCACCUCAUGCUGGACGCGUCCGAGUGGGCCGGCGUCGAGGGCCUCGUGCGCCUCCUGGAGCCCUUCAAGCAGGUGGCGGAGAUGGUGUGCGCCCCGAGGCACCCCACCAUCAGCAUGGUGAAGCCGCUGGUCCACAUGCUGCUCAGCACCACGCUCGGCGUGCAAGACCGGGACUCCAGGGAGGUCGGCGCGGCCAAGGGGGUCAUCGCCCAGGAGCUGGCGCGCACCUACCGGGACGCGCCCGGCACGGACCUCUUCCUCAACGUGGCCACCUUCUUGGACCCGCGUUACAAGAAGCUGCCAUUCCUGUCCGCCCUGGAGAGGCAGCAGGUGGAGAGCCGGGUCCUGGAGGAAGCCAAGAGCCUCCUGGAAAACAUCCAGGCAGGGGGCCCCCACCAGGGCGCCGAGGAACCCCUGGGUGGGCCGCCCGAGGAGGAGGAGGAGGAGGAGGAGGAGGAGGAGCCGCCGGAGAAGAAGCCGGCGCCCCUGCGCGCCACGCCGCCUCCUCCUCCUCCUCCGUGCGCCACGACGCACACGCCGCCGCCUCCUGCGCCCUCCAGCGCCGUCCGCCACAUGUUGGCGGAGAUUUUCUGCCCGGCGGGGCCCGCCGAGGAGCAGGAGGAGUUGCACGCGCAGGUGCUGGAGGAGCUGAGUAACUACAAGUCCCAGAAGGUCUUGGGGCUCGACGGGGACCCCCUGAGGUGGUGGUGCGAGCGGCGGGCUCUGUUCCCGGCGCUGCGCAAAGUCCUGCAGAAAUACUGGUGCGUCCCGGCCACGUGCGCGCCCCCCGGGCGCCUCUUUGGAUCCGCGGGCUCCGUGGUGCGCACCAAGCGGAACCGCCUGCCCCCCGCGCACGUGGACGAGCAGGUGUUUCUGUACGAGAACGCGCGUAGCACCGGCGGCGCCGAACCGGAACCGGAACCGGAGGACGAGGACGAGGGGGAGUGGGGGCUGGACCACGAGCCGGUGACGUUUGGGGACGCGGUGCAGAGCGGGUUCUUUGGGGUCCGGGAUGGCCCCUUGGUGUAG